Messenger RNA from Gopherus evgoodei (Goodes thornscrub tortoise), 2543 nucleotides. RefSeq names its product RCSD domain containing 1 (gene RCSD1). Gene Ontology annotation, molecular function: phosphatidylinositol phosphate binding; actin filament binding; retromer complex binding. The transcript is spliced from 7 exons. Bases 178 to 1392 code for a protein of 404 amino acids. The record is from RefSeq and is a predicted model, not a curated record. Gene Ontology annotation, cellular component: WASH complex; early endosome. Lineage: Eukaryota; Metazoa; Chordata; Testudines; Testudinidae. Gene Ontology annotation, biological process: retrograde transport, endosome to Golgi; protein localization to endosome; skeletal muscle contraction.
UAGUGCAGGGCUGCUCACUGGGCUCUGUCAGUUCUCAAGCUGAGCUGGGGCUUGGAUAUUAUAUUAUACGCUGCUCAGCAGUGUGUUCUUACUCUGCUGAGCAGAAACUUUCCACAGCUAAGUGGGGAAAGGGUGGGGAAGAACGACUGUCCUGAGGACACCCUUCACUUGCAGGAUAUGGAGGGCAGACCAGCAGAGACCAAGCCAGAGGUGGAGAAGUCAGCAUCCUUAUCUGUGGCUCAGCUGGCAGGAAAGUUCAAGGAGCAAGCAGCCACCAUUUCUGGAAAGGAGGUACCAGCCAAUAAACCAACCCGGAGGAAACCACCAUGCUCCCUUCCCCUACAUACCCAAAAAGUGGAGCUGGGCCACAAUGGGGAGCCGAAGCCAUCUCCAAAUGCUUGUCUCCUUCCCAGGGUCAAGGUGAAAAGCUCUCCCCUGAUUGAAAAACUGCAGGCCAAUCUGGCAUUUGCUCCAGCUGCCCUGGUGCCAGGAACAUCUCCAAAAAGCCCAGGUCUGAAAGUCAUACCAUCUCCCUUUAGCACUCCCCCUUCAACUCCCAGCAGCCCCGGCAUCCAGUCCCGUUCCAGUGAAUCAGAUGAGACACCAGUCAGUUUUGAUCAACCACCAGAGGGCACUCACCUGAAGUUUUAUAACAAGGUGCGGACACGGGGAUCACUGAAGCGCAGACCCCCCUCCAGGAAAUUCCGAAAGUCUCAGUCCGACUCCGGAGAUGGUGAAGAUUUAAAGGUGACUGGAUCAUCUCAAGAAAAUGGGGCCAAGGAAGAGGAUGGUGAUGAGGUAUUCAUGCCUAAGAGUCAGAAAGAGGAGUUGCAGUCACCUGUGUGUGGAACAGGCCCUAAACUGAUCCAGAAACAGAUAGGAUCCAAUGAAAAGCCACCCUCAGGGAGAAGGUCCAGCAGGACAGAAAACAAAGAGGAGAGAGAAAAAGAAACAGAGGCAGUGAAACCUUGCAAGAGCUACACAGGAGGUAAAGAGAAGCCGUGCAAGAGCACUCCAGGGGAGGAAGAGAGGAAGUCAUCCCAGAGCACCCCAGAGGAGAAGCCAUGCCCAAGCACCAUGGGAGAUAAAGAUAAGAAGCUGUGCCAGAACACCCCAGGGGAUAAGGAAGGGAGCACCCUGGGGGAAAGGGAGGAUGGCAAUGCCUCUGAACAGGAAAAAAGGAACAAAGAAAAUGAAGAGGUGAAGAAGGAAGAAAACAGUGAGGGCAAAGACACACAGGAAACAUCAGACACCCAGGAAAAGUCCCUGGAGACGGGGAUGCCGCAGCUGGCAGCAGACACAGGAACUGCUAGUGAGCAUCAUAGUGUGAUGCCGAUGCAAGAACCUGGCACAGAGAUGAACCCAAUCAGGACACAGGAGACUUUAAUGUGAAGAGAAGCCAAACUGUCCAAUUAAAGUGCAGCUACUGGAGGACUCUCGCUUGCAACAGAUCAGCAGAAUAUUAAUAACAUCAGAGAUGUUCACUGCUCUUACCCAUAACAUUCUGUAGAAGUGGGAAAGAGAGACUGGAAUUAAGACAUCUUUUUUUUGCAGCAGGGUUCAGAAUGGAUGUACUGGCUGACUCUUCUUGGGGUAUAUUGAGCAACUUCAUGGCCAUGUCUGGAGAUCUGCUGCACAAUAGCUUGGGUAUGACAAACACCACCGUUUCUGGGCCCAGUGUUCACCAUUACAGCAAAGUUCCAAAUUUUGUUUGCUCCCCCAUGUUGGACUUUGAUGCAGUUCAUCAGUUUUGGACAUAUAUAAGUUGUGCCUUUUUAAAUAGCUUCCUUUGAAAUAUUUUCAGUUUUCAAACGCAAGUAAAUGAAGUUUUUAGAAGUAGGGGAAAAUGAUUUUCUCUCUCUAUAUAUACAUAUGUGCUUUAUGGCAGACAAUGUGAAUCCUAAAUCUGGAGAAGAUCAUUUUUAAAUGGUUUAUACGGCAUCUUUGAUGAAUAUCUACUUGGACUAGAGUUGGGCUGGCAAAUAUGUAUUUGAAACACCUAACAGCUAAAGAUUAUUUUUCUGUAGGAUUUUUUUGUGUUUUUUUUUCCAUGAUGGUGAGAAGUAGCAACUGAAGUACCAUAUCCACAGAACACUUACAGCAUCUGAAGUAAUAGUGCAAGCUUUCCUCACACUACUCCAUCACUGUAUUCAACUGUUACUUGGAAGGAUCAAGCGUAAGUCAGUUGUCAUGACGUCUUUGGACUCUACUGAGACUACCAACAAGUGGCCAGUUAGAACCACUUUUAAUUUUUUGUGAUAUAGACACUUGUUUACUGCAAACUGGACUGAAAUAACCUAUUCAUUUCAUGUAAGCCAGUGAACAGCCUGUGUAUGAUCGAGUUUCACUUACUAUGGCAGUGGUGGGCAACCUGUGGUCCACAGGUCACACCCGGCCCAUUAGGAUAAUCCGCUGGUGGGCCGCCAGACUGUUUGUUUACAUUUGCACAGCCACCCACAGCUCCCAGUGGACAUGGCUCACCUAUGGCCUAGGCUGAAUUUGAACUGAUGAACAAUCAUCCAAUAAAAAAUUUAUUUUAAAGA